AAUUCCAUCUCUCAAAUCUCAAAUAUAAAAAACUCACGCAUAAAUCAUGUCAUCAUCAUCAUCAAAUUUAUGUGAUUUUUGUAACCAAAAACCAGCAGUAUUAUACUGUAAAGCUGAUUCGGCUAAGCUCUGUUUAUUCUGUGAUAAAUCCGUACACUCUGCAAAUGCUCUUUCAUUGAAACACUCUCGCUCUCAGAUCUGUGAUAAUUGCGGAAACGACGCCGUUUCGGUAGCCUGUUCCACCGACAAUCUCCUGCUCUGUACCACUUGUGAUCAUGAUUUCCAUGGAGACACCUCUGUUUCUUCUUAUCAUAACCGGUUUCCUGUUAAAGAAGUAUCCGGUUGCCCGUCGGUUAUCGAAUUAGCUUCACUUUGGGGAUUUGAUCUCAAAUCUAACAACACUAAUUAUUCUAACGGUAAAAAUAAGUAUUCCGUUACAAAUUAUUAUGAAAUAUCUAAUAAUGAGGUUCCUAAUGUGGAGUUAAAUUCCUCAAAUUGCGGCGGUGUGAUAAAUAAGGUUUUGUAUAAGCAGUUGUUGGAAAUUGCGAAAGAACGAUUGGAUAGUGACGGAGGUGGAGGAGAAUUGGGGCCGCAAACACCGAGUGAGUGUGGGAGGAGGGAUGUUUCGGAACGGUGUGAGUAUGAGGAGAAAGAUGAUAAGGAUUUGAUGAAUCAGGAAACGUCUUUGACGUAUUUGCUUAUGCCGCAGCCGCAACAGGAGGACGAUGAGUCGAGUUUGAAAGGGAAUGAAGGGUUUGCCAAUGAGUUUGGUAAUGUGUGGAGCUAUAGUCCUAAACGUGAACCGAGUCAGAUAUGGGAUUUUAAUCUAGGAAAAUCAGUUUCAUCUAAGGCAGGAAGAGAUGCUAAUCUUGGCUUUGCUAUAAACAACUGUACUGACAUAGUUGAGGACGCCUCUUUCACAACAAUGGAAGUUCUUAAAGAAAUGGAUGCCAUAAACAUAUCUUUUGGCAAUACCAUGUCCCAGAAUAAGCAAAUAGCCAGUUGCAGAUCAAAAAUGGAGAUCGACAACAAGCACACCACCGGGCCAUCAUCUGAAACCCAAAUGAUGGAAGUUGGAACUAAUUUGAGCAUCGAUAGCGAGAUGAUGAACCAGAUUUUAGCGACUAGUUAUGAAAUGGAUAUACCAUCAACAACCAAAUUCGACGCCCAACAGCUUGCCCAGAACAGAUGUAACGCAAUGUUACGCUACAAGGAGAAGAAGAAAACCCGAAGGUACGAGAAGUGCAUCCGUUAUGAGUCAAGAAAGGCAAGGGCCGAUACUAGAAAGCGAGUAAAGGGCCGAUUUGUGAAGACAAUAGAAUGAACAACUAGCUCCAAGUAUUUCAUUGUAUAUUACAGAUAGAUAGAUAGAUAGAUAGUAGUUUAUUUUAUUUAUGGUCAACGACCUUAUAAAAAAGAUUACAAAGGGGGAGUUGAAUCUUGGUUAGGUUUGUUUGCACAUGGCAAGUGAUACCUACGAUUAUGUAGUGAUUUUCUUUUUGAAAAAAAAAAAAAAGAGAAGGUGGCUUGUAAUGUA
Erigeron canadensis is the source of this 1537-nucleotide messenger RNA. RefSeq names its product zinc finger protein CONSTANS-LIKE 15-like. Gene Ontology annotation, molecular function: zinc ion binding; protein binding. The transcript has 4 exons. The record is from RefSeq and is a predicted model, not a curated record. NCBI's taxonomy places the organism in Eukaryota, Viridiplantae, Streptophyta, Magnoliopsida, Asterales, Asteraceae. The coding region runs from base 47 to 1324 and encodes 425 amino acids.